CCUUUUAAAUGAAAUAGUGGGAAGGGAGCCCUAGAUAUGCCUUGCCCCAGCAACAAGGACUUGGGAAGAAUCGUGCCAGCGAAUCUUCUCCGCUUAGGUUGUGACUUAGAGUUGGGAAGUUGUAGCCUGACUGAUUCCUUCUAAUCUGAACAUCUGAGCUGAGGAGCGGUCUGGCUUCUCGUAGAUACUCCCCAGAAGGAAAAGAAGAGAGUAGACUGUUUUCCUUCUUGCUUUUCCCUGGUGUUUGGGAUAUUUCUCCAUCUUUCUAGAGGACUACAGAUUUUUCCGUACUGUGAAAAAUUAAAUUUGGAAUUUUUAUCCUUUUUUAAAUUCUGGAAUUAUGGCUGUAAUAGACUGUUUUCCUAAAAUUAGCCGCAAAACUUUUAACAACUUGGCGAACACAACUGCACCGCUGAGCUUGAUACUUACCCUUACUCCCGUUGUUUCUUUCCAGUUUUCUUAAUGUUCUCUCUUUCUCCCUAUCUCUUAGAACAGUAUUUCCCUAAUAUAUUUUUUAAGAGUUUCAUAAACUUAAUUUUUCCUCAUCUCUACGCCACUUUUUUUUCCUUUUUUUUCAUUAGAGAAAUUGUAGGUUUACAGAAAAAUCAUGCAGAAAAUAAAGCGUUCCCCUGUACUCCCCCUAUUAUUAACACCUUGUAUUACUGUGGUAUCUUUGUUGCAACUGAUAUGAAAAUGUUAUUAACUGUAGUAUUAACUACUAUUAAUAGUCGCUAGUUUGCACUAGGGUUCACGGUUUGUGUUGUACCUUCUUAUCCCUUCAUUUUUACACCAGGAUUUUUAGAUAUUAUCCAGCUUUAUAAGUUAUGUUUGCUUGACUCCAAAAAAUCACUUUGAGCCCAGUGGCAUUCCUUUGGAAGGCAUCAUUGUAAUGAUCUCUAAAAACAAGGAGAUCGAGCCAGGUUAAAAAUCUCUUAUUUGCUGCAGUAUACCACUUGUACUGCUUCUCCGUAAUAAGUUCAGUUGUAGAUCUGAGUUGUAGGCAGAACUCUUUGGAGGAAGCUGGGAAGCAAUAUUAAGACCUUGUUGAUUGAAUCUGUUACAAGCUGAGUAAUAUCUCCUUUCUGCUUUUAAUUUCCUUUGUUAAGGGUUAUAAAGUGAAAAUGUUAAUUUCUUAAGUAAACUAUUUUUCUUCUCUGAAAGUACAGUGUUAAAAUGUGCAUAAGCAGAAGAUUGGGUUCUUUUAAUCUUAAUUUUGUUGUUUUUUAGUUUUAUAAUAAAUAAUUUAGUCAAGCCAUUCAUGAAAAUGUAGACCAGUAGCUGUAAUUUUUUUCCCUUUAUUUUUGGAAAACUGUCUUUUCCCCCUAUAAUGCUAAGAUAUUUUUAAUCCUUUUUUUUUCCAUCCUGUUUUAUCACUUAUUUCCUUCACCUACAGAUCCAAGCUGUACUUGUAUCUUACUCUUCUUCAAAAUAUUUAUUCUGCUGUUAAUGAAGAGGAUGUGUUCCAGGGACAUACUUUGUUGUCAGAAAUUCCAUUACCAGAGGUAGAAAUAACAUAUGAGGCACUUACAUGUGUUCCAGGAUAUCAGAAAAAGGAAAAAGGAAAAGAUACCAUAAAAUGUUAAACAUAAUUACAUGUACUGGAAAGGUGGACUGUAUAUCUUGAACGGUUAAAGGAAGUUUGUGGGAAGAGAUAAUUUAUCUUAAAGUUAUAGACUGUCUUAGGGGAAGAAGGCACCCUUAGAAAAUUGUGUUAGGUGAGAUGGAUCUGGAAAACAAGCUCAGACCUGCUAUAUGGGCCAGUGGUAACACCCAUUAAUAGGCUUCUAGCAGAUACAAGCAGAUUAGCUCCCACUCCAUCUUUCCCAGUAAAGUAAAGCCUAGUCUUUUAAUCAUCUCUCUAAUUGUCCAUCAUUUAGUCAUCCUAAAUGAUCCUAAAAGAUGUUAAAUAUUUUACCUUCUUUGCUAGUAUUUUGUUUAUAGUGUGAAUUCAGAAUCACUUCUUUGUCUAGUUAUCGCCCGUCUGACUAUAUCUGAAAUUCCCAUGCCUAGUGUUAUGAAAAUUAAACUCAUAAGAUAUGUGUUUAGUUGAGGUAAUUGAGUACAUUGGAUUCUAUGCACUAGUGUACAGAAGUUUAUUAAAUAACCUAUGUUUACUGUCUUGAUAAGGAAGCAGAAACUAGGAACAGGAACAUAUUGCAUUCCUAAAGAGAGGGAGCAGUAAUCAUUCUACUAUGGGGAAAAGGGUUGAGAUAUUGGAAGCUAGGAGCUUAAAAUAGAAAAUGUACUAAAUUUAGGAUUUUGCAAAUUGCUAACCUUAUCUCCAUUUAUAUAUAGAUAUGGAGGUGUGUGAGGAGAUGAUUUUUGUACUUGGCAACUGUUUGAAUGCUGGUUAGGGGAAAAAGGUCAUAUAAACUCUAUUUAACCUGAUUUAUGAAUUUUUCUGUUUUGUUUCGUUUUUAAUGUCAAUGACUUCAUUUUAAAGGAGCUUCAUUCCAAGAGGAUUCAUUACUCAAGGUGAAAGUUUUAAUUAUUUCGAGAGUUGGAGGUGAAUUGAACUUUAAAUAAUGGCAACAGGUGACUUAAAAAGAAGCUUACGGAACCUAGAACAAGUGCUUCGCUUGCUAAAUUAUCCCAAAGAGGUAGAUUGUGUAGGUUUGAUAAAGGGAGAGACAGCAGCAUCUUUGCCCAUCAUCAGCUAUUCUCUUACAUCAUAUUCACCUUAUAUAGCAGAACUUCUGAUGGAAUCCAAUGUAGAGAUCAUAGCAAAGAAUGACUUGCGUUUUAUAGAUGCUGUCUAUAAGCUUCUUCGUGAUCAAUUUAAUUAUAAACCAAUUUUGACAAAAAUGCAGUUUCUCCAAAGUGGGUUUGCAGAAUGGAAAAUACAAAUUAUCUGUGAUAUUUUAAAUUGUGUGAUGAAAAAACACAAGGAGUUGAGUAGUCUUGAGAAGGCUUCAUCACAACAAAGAAAGAAAAAUAGUUCUGGUAAGUCAGAGCUUCUGGAUAAUGAGAAAACACCUACAGAACCUGUUGGCAUUGACAUCACUGGCAGGUUUAUGACAUCAGGAAAGAAGAAAGCUGUGGUGAUCCGUCACCUGUAUAAUGAAGAUAGUGUUGACAUUCCUGAAGAUAUUUUAAGUAAAGAAACUGAUGUCAAUGAAGCAUUUGAUGUAUCUGACUUAAAGGCUACUGAAAGAAAGAUUCCUGAAGUUAAGGCUCCCGAAAUCAAGUCUGAACAACAAGAUAUGAAAGUUAAUACUGAGAUUAUUACACUACAGACUAUGCUUGCUGAAUGCCAAGAAAAACUUAAGACGCUGACUGGGUUAGAGACUAGGUUAGACUGUUUAGAAGAGAAAAUGAAAGGAAAAGUGAUGGUAAAUGAGAAGACCUGGACUAAUCUUCUAAGUCGUGUCACUCUUCUUGAAACAGAAAUACUUUUGUCUAAAAAGAAUGAUGAAUAUACCAAGUUUAAUGAAAUGAGUACAGACUAUUCUUCUGGUAGAGAUAUGGAUCCUCUGAAUCCUGAUAGAAAAAGCAAAGAGGAGAAGCCAACAAGUCUUACUCUGUCUUCUGGGUAUAAUACAUUAUCAUCAGAUUCAACUUCCAGGACCUCAACUAUUAAUUACUGUGGUUUGAAAGAGAUUUCAGAGGAAACAACAAUCCAGAAAAUGGAAAGGAUGAAAAAAAUGUUUGAAGAAACUGCAGAGCUAUUGAAAUGUUCAAAUCACUAAUUGUAGAAUUUUCUACAUGAACUUCUCUAAGACUUGGGCUCUGCAUAUGUUGUAUAUUUUAAGAAUUCUCUAUAAUUUAAACAUAUUGCAAUAUUUUUAUUAAGAAUUUGAAUUUCAUUUGAUGAGUUUUUUCAUUCACUAUUGAAUAAAUACUUUUUUUGAGCUGUGGUUGGCUAUACUGCUUUACUGUGUUUUACUUUUCUUAGGAAAACUUCUGUUCCAGUACAUUUCUUUUACAUCGUGAAGUCAUUAUAGCACUGUAGUUUUGUGUUGACAUUUGUUGGCAGUGUGCUAAGUAAUAUGUUUUUUAAAGUACAGGCUUGAGGACCGUGGUUUACAUCCUGUUGGAAAUGCUCCAACUGGGACUUGCAUAUUGUACCCAGGAGGCUUUCUUACAUACCAUCUUGCCAUAUGUACUGAUGAAUAACUUGUAAUGAAAAGUUAUAUAUGCUCAUUGAAAAUUAAAUAAAACAAAAAUACACCUAUUUCAUGCUUAGUCAAAAAUCAGGAACAUAUUUUCAGUUAACAAUGAGAAAGUAAGGGUAUGAUUCUUCUUUUGUAUUUGGAAAUAGGUCUGAAUGUUCACUAUGAGAAAUGUAUUAUGUAUUUUAGUGUUAUAUUCUGUAACACGUUUUAAUACUAGCAGCAGAGACACAGAUGGUGGCUGUCCAGUAUUACAAGAUACACAGAGUAUUUUUGCAAUGAUG
Molecule: messenger RNA, 4396 nt
Organism: Choloepus didactylus (southern two-toed sloth)
Lineage: Eukaryota; Metazoa; Chordata; Mammalia; Pilosa; Megalonychidae
Gene: CEP44
Product: centrosomal protein 44
Exons: 11
Coding region: 2526-3689 (387 amino acids)
Cellular component (GO): spindle pole; centrosome
Source: RefSeq, a predicted model, not a curated record